Messenger RNA from Acanthoscelides obtectus, 633 nucleotides. Lineage: Eukaryota; Metazoa; Arthropoda; Insecta; Coleoptera; Chrysomelidae. The record is from the annotation of a GenBank genome assembly.
UCGACAUAUUACUGCUAAAACAACGAGCAUGUUUUAUAAUCGCUCAUUCUUAUGUAACCCACUAUUUGUAUCACAAUGCUGGUUAAGUAUUGUGUAUUUGUAAUAUUGUUAGUAUCCUUCCAAUAUGUUCAGUGUUACAAGAAUAUUGAAUAUACGAGGAUUAUAGUCGACUACUACCAGAAAUGCUACCGACCAAAACCCUUCACCUCAAUGAUGACCUACAUGGCCAACAUGGAUCCCGACCCAACUUGGGAGUUCGCCAAGGAUAAAAAUGGACUGGCUAAAUACAUCAGCAACCACUAUUCCGAACUUGGUCUUGAUCAGGUGAAUCACGGAUGUUUGAUGGAUUUCUAUCACCGUCACCGCGACUUUUUCGAUCGAAACGUGCUCGAGGACAAAUCGCUGGAGGACCCAGAGAUGAUUUCGCUACUGCACUGCGCUGGCAAGCUAGCCGCUAACUUUUUUGAGAAUAAUAUAUCGAGUGAACCUGCUGAUCUUGUCAAGUGUGUGGACAAAAACUUUUCCUCACCGUCAGUUUGAUUUAUUGUGCCUGAUUACAAUGUUUCGAAUAAAGGUUAUAUGUCGGGAUCCUAUGUUGCAAGAAUAACACUAUUUGAUAUACAAACAAUAGAA